This is a messenger RNA of Penicillium riverlandense, 2130 nucleotides long. RefSeq lists its product as uncharacterized. The record is from RefSeq and is a predicted model, not a curated record. The transcript has 3 exons. Lineage: Eukaryota; Fungi; Ascomycota; Eurotiomycetes; Eurotiales; Aspergillaceae. Bases 1 to 2130 code for a protein of 709 amino acids.
AUGGCGUUCAUUCUGACGCUUUUCCGGUCUAAACCAAGUAUCAACAAACCGACCAAACCUCGUCGCAACUGGGGUCGAUUUGGCCGUUCACAACCCAAUGCAGACCCACGCCAGUCCCAGGAAUUCGACCCACUCACGAAGCUUGAGUCGAAUCUAGUCAAAACUCAGACAGAGCGAAGGAGCAGUGGUCACAGCCUGUACGAGACCAAGUCGGUGGAAUCCACCGAGCCAUUCCCUCCACUUGUUGAUGAAAUUCCGGACGACCCUUCUACCGUCCCUGCUGCUAGUGGCGACGAUGCGAGCCAGCUUCUUUCGCGAUCUCAGCAUGGCUCUAAGCGACUCAGUGGUCUAAAGGCUCUCUUCCGUCAGAGCAAAGCGUCUCAGGAUCGAGAGUCUGUUACUGGUACUACGGUGGAUGAUAUCAUUGACCAGCAUGGAUCCAGCAACGCGAACGCAGUGGAGACCUCGCUGGAAAAGGAUGACUUUGUUGUCCUGUCUGAGAACAAAGCCCCUGUCGAACCUGAACCCCAUGCUACCGGCGAGACGCGGAGAGCUAGCUCUCAGACGACUCGGUCCAAUGAGUCGAGUCACUCCAACAUCACUGUCUGUCGGCAUCCCUCGCAGCGCGACCCGACGCCUAUCCAGGAAAUCUUCGAUGAGGGCUGGAUGUGGCCGGGUAUUCUAAAUUACACGCAGGGGAUUGUGCAUAGUCCAGAGGCGUCCGACCCCUUCUCGGAUUCGAAAAAUGCCGACGAUGCUGCUGAACCCUCAGUGGCCAGUGAAGACCGAAGCCAGAAAGCCUCAACGCAGGGACCUGUCCCGCUUGAAAACCCGCUGGUCGUUCUGCCGCUCCCUUCGACAGUAGAUGGUGGCAGCUUCCGCGCUGUUCCCAGCACCAACCGAACGAGCUCGGCUAGCAGCCACGCCAGUUGGACAACGCAAAUCAGUCACCUUGACCCGAACAAGGCGACCAUCUCGUUUAAUCAAUUGGCGGCACGAUUGAACCUCCACAUCUCAAUACCGCGCGAGGCGGAUGACCUGGAGGCUUUUCCAUCGAACGACGACAAGUCCCCCGUCAACGAAGUUCAGGGCGUACCUCGACGUCGUCACGGACUGCUGGGCCGAGUCCGCCCAGUUCGCUCCACUGUGGCACUAGCGACAACGGCCCGUCCCUCAGACCGAAAGCUGAGACGGACAAAGACAUUCUCGAAUCUCGCGCGUCGUCCUGCCCCGAUGAGUUCCCUGCGAGUUGCCCGCGUGCAUCGUGGCGACGAUGAUGUUUCUACGGAAAUUCGGUCGGUCGGCCCGCUCUCCUCUACGUCAUGGCAUGGGUCACUAACGCGGCUUCUGGCAGGUCCUAAUACAGCAGAACUAUUCGUAGAACCGGGAGAUAUCAAAGCUGCGGCCCGACUCUAUAACUAUUUCGCCAGCCAGGUCCUCUUAGCGGAGAAGGACGAACCCAAGAUCGCGCUGACGAUGCGAGUGAUUGCCAUGCCACACUUGGAGAUUCGUUCGGCUGGUAAAGAGGCCGCGCCCGUGCUCAGUGUCUGCUGGGUACUCAGGAAAUUGCUUGCGGGUCUGCCGGGUGGGACCCUCGGGUCUACCCAUCUGUACCAGACCCUGAAAGCCAUCUACUUUGCCCCCGCCCCCGACGACCCGCUGCCACACAUGCAGAACUCCCUCGCCGCACUGUCUCCGAAGACUUCCGCCCGGGUGCAACUGAUUGCCCUGGCAAUCACAGCGCAGACGAGUGAGAUGCAGUGCGCCCUCAUCUGCGCGGUGUUUGGGCUACUUACGGGAUUGGUUCAUGAGACCGAGAGAACCGUCGAGCGCAUAGAGCGCCAGCGGCAAGCCGGGACUGCCAUUCCGGAAGGUGCAGUGGCGGGCCUGCCGACUGUGGAUGGCCUGGCACGGGUGUUUGGACCGUUGCUCCUCGGGGCCGAUGGGCGGGCACGAGGCACGGGCGGCGGAGUGGUCUUGCACAGUGAGGAUGUGGAGCAGGAGGUGGAGGAGCAGCGCGUGGCGGAACUGCUGAUUCUGAACUGGCGCGACGUGAGCCGCCAACUGAAGUUGUGGGCGCGGUAUGGGUAUCCUGCACGGAUGAUGAUGCCACCACUGACGGACGACUGA